Molecule: messenger RNA, 1488 nt
Organism: Phytophthora sojae
Lineage: Eukaryota; Oomycota; Peronosporomycetes; Peronosporales; Peronosporaceae
Exons: 1
Coding region: 1-1488 (495 amino acids)
Molecular function (GO): protein binding
Source: RefSeq, a predicted model, not a curated record
AUGCACACGCCGGCAGACAAGACUAGCCAGCUGCGGCGCUUUCGAGGCUUUAAUGUCGCGCUUAGUAGCGCGAUAGUCGAUGAUCAAUUGGAUUUGGCAAACCUUCUUGUCGAUACCUUUCAUGGUGUGUGUAUUCGCGAUGGGGCAUUGAAAGCGGUUUGGCAAGGUCACAUUGGCUUUUUACAGCGCCUGCAUGAGGACGGCCGGCUCGCAUGUUGGGGGGAACGGAUGUUGAACGUUGCUGUGCGCUCUGGGGAGCUUCAAACAAUUGAAUGGUUACACGGUAUCGGCAUUGUCGGCUCGGGCGUCGGACUGGUGACGGCCGCGGCUCGGCGUAGAGAAUCGAGGUUUUUGGCUUGGGUAUUGGCCCAUACUGAUGCGCCCGUGGUUGAUGAUGCGUUGGUGGAGGCGUGUGGGGCGGGGCGGAUGAGGAAUAUUAAAGUGUUAUUCCAGCGACUAGGUCGCAUUCACCCCGAUUGUGUGAACCGGGCCGCGGCUGCUGGAAGGCUUGAUGUUAUCAUGUGGCUGCAUGAUCGCGGGGCUGUCUUUACGGCGCAGGCCAUAGAUGCGGCGGCUGGAGCAGGUCAUCUGGAAGUUGUCAAGUGGUUGCACCAAAAUCGGCAUGAAGGGUGCACUUACGAGGCAAUGGACGGGGCUAUUUUCGAAGGUCACGAUGACGUUGUUCGUUGGAUUUUUGAAAAUCGGGGGGAAAGGUGCUCAGAGUCCGGUAUGCAUUUCGCGGUAUCGCGGGGCGCGUUGGAGACUGUUCAAUGGCUACACGAAAAUGUAUUGCUGCAAUGGACGGGUAUGUUAAUGGACGUGUGUGCAGUUUAUGGGUCGCUAGAAUUGUUGGUGUGGCUACAUCGGCACUAUCCGAAUACGUGUUCGGCGGCAGCGUUUGACGGUGCUGUGCGUGCCGGCAACCAGGAAAUGCUUGAUUGGCUACAAGAGAAUCGGUGCGGGGGCUACACUAGCGCGGCAAUUGAGCUCGCUGCCGUGCGGGGCAAUCUCGGUUUAAUCAAGAUGCUUCAUCAUACUGGAGUUGCUAGUAGCGCUCGAGCUGUCGGCAACGCGGCGGCGCAUGGAUACACCGACGUGGUUCGUUGGUUGCGCGACGAAUGCGGGGAGGCGUGCUUUGUCUCCGCCAUGGAUGGUGCGGCCGGGAAUGGAUAUCUUGAAACCGUUAAAUGUUUGCAUUCGGGUGGUGCGCCUUGCACGGUUGGCGCUAUGGACUCGGCCGCAGAAAAAGGUCAUUUGGAAGUCGUGAUUUGGCUUCAUGUGAACCGCGCAGAAGGAUGCUCUAAGCGGGCUCUUGACGGCGCGGCGCGGAAUAGCCAUUUUGACGUUGUCGAUUUUCUUCAUGCUAACCGGGCCGAAGGGUGCAGCCGUCGAGCUUGUGCGUGGGCGGCGGAGAACGAUGAAAUGGAAAUGGUGCAAUGGCUGAAGUUAUUUUACCCGGCUGAGUUUGACUCAGAAGCUGUUCGCUGA